CGACGUCGGCCAUGUUGUCUGCCCGGAGUGUGUAAAGAUGCUCAUGUAACGCUAUUUUCACCAUUUUUCGGCCUGUGUACACCUCUUCCAAGGAAUAUGGCCGAGGAAGGUUGUGCGGAGGUAGGGGAGGCAAACACAGGCUGCAAGAUGGAGGAUACGACAUCCAGUCUAGGGAGUGCUCCUGUUGUCUGUUUGGUUUGCGACUGUGUGAUUAAGGAGCUCCACAGACAGGAUGUGCCCAAUGUGUUCCUUGAGAGUAGUGUGACAUCUCAUUCUCAGCAACAGCUGGCAAACAUGCUGUCAGUCAUUAUAAAAAGUCCCCUAGAAUCAUCACAGGUCUAUUCCAAAACCCUGUGUCGAAGGUGCUUCAGACUCUUAGAUGAACUGGAUGGUAUUGAGCAGCGUUCAGUAGUUCUAAAGACAACCAUUGAAGAGCUCUACAGUCGCUCACUUCUGAGGCGUAUGAAAGGGCCUCGUGUGAGCGACGAAGAGACAAUUGGUGCUAUGGACUUGGGUUUACCUGAAGAUGACGAGGAAGAUGAUGGCUCUAAAAUCUCAGUGAAGGUGGAGCCUCUGGAUGAUGAUGAUGACUUUCUAGCCGAUGAGCUGCGACCAGAGGACCAGGGCAUCCGGCCUGAUGACCCAGAAUUCAACCCAGCACAUGACAACAUGUGGCGAAGCAAGUCACGCAGUAAGGGCAGGGGCAGGGGCAGGGGUCGAAGCAGAGGUCGUGCAAGAGGACGUGGCAGAGGGCGGGGCCCAGGGAGACCCCCCAAGAACUUAAAAGAUGAGGAUGCUGCAGCUAAUAAAGCUGGAGAAUCUCUCGGGGAGAAACUGGGGCAACUAGUCAACAAAAUACUAGGAGAUGAUGAAAGCGAAGAGCCAGUAGACAUGGAGACAGAAACUCCCACAACCUCAGCAGAAGGAGUGGAAGAAGAAGUGGAUGCCACAGAGAAGGUAAGAGAUCUUUUAAAUAUUAACUUGUUCAUAUGUAGGAGGUCAGCGAAGUUUUCACAAGGAAUGUAUAUAUGUGAGCAGUUUUGCUUUCGUCCUGUAACUGGAAGUUCGGUGAAUUGGAUUGUAAUGUAUAUAGUUUAGAAGGAUUGGUUAAAGUAAUGAUUUUUAGAUAUUCUUAGCUUUAGUAAUCAUAAGACUUUCCUUUUCUUUUCUUGGGACAGCUAGAAUAUU
Molecule: messenger RNA, 1188 nt
Organism: Penaeus indicus
Lineage: Eukaryota; Metazoa; Arthropoda; Malacostraca; Decapoda; Penaeidae
Exons: 7
Coding region: 97-1098 (333 amino acids)
Source: RefSeq, a predicted model, not a curated record